This is a messenger RNA of Zea mays, 2057 nucleotides long. RefSeq lists its product as uncharacterized. The record is from RefSeq and is a predicted model, not a curated record. The transcript is spliced from 2 exons. Lineage: Eukaryota; Viridiplantae; Streptophyta; Magnoliopsida; Poales; Poaceae. The coding region runs from base 44 to 1729 and encodes 561 amino acids.
CCCUGACUGUACUGUAUAUUUAUUUUUAUAUGACCUCCGUCCAAUGCAAGUCUCGUCGUCGUCGUUAACAACUCUCAUCAUUUAUAGUUUACUAACUGUUAAGUGCAGUGCAUGCUGUGCUGUAUAUUUAUUUUUAUAUGACCUCCGUCCGAUGCAAGUCUCGUCGUCGUCGUUAACAACUCUCAUCAUCCAUGGAUGCACACUACACUACCUAGCGAUUCCGAUGAACAAGGAGGUGCGCGACGCGGUCUACAAGUUCGAGGCCGACUUCGAGUUCAGCAAGAUGGAGACGAUGAUCCACAGGUUCCCUGCCGGAGCAGGGCUAGGCGACGGGCUGCGCACCAGGUACCCGCACAUGGUGGCGCCGAGGUUCGUCGCCAUCGGCCCGUACCACCACGGCGAGAAGCGCCUCGCGAAGAUGGAGGGGGUGAAGAGCGCCGCCGCCUACUACGUCUGCCUGCGCGCCGAACUCGCGCCGGAGAUGGCGAGGCAGGCGGUGCUCGCCGUCGCGGACGAGGCCCGCGGCAAGUACUACGACUACGAGCACGACGACGGCAGCAGCGAUGGAGGGGGAGGGGAAGAAGGUGGUAAGGCCUGCUUCGCGGCCAUGAUGUUCCGCGACGCCUGCUUCCUGCUGCUGUACAUGGACGCGUACACCCGGUCCUACGGCGACACGGAAGACGACGUGGUGAACAAGUCGAUGCGGCGCUUCCUCUUCGCCAACCGCGAGAGCAUCAACAGCGACAUCAUGCUGCUGGAGAACCAGCUGCCGUGGCUGGUGGUCCAGGCUCUUCUGGGCGCCUUCCCGGGGGACGAAGUCAAGACGGACAUGCGCCGCGCAGUAGGCACGUUCGUCGCGGCCAUGGGGAACUCGUUCAGGAUCAGCGAGCCCUGUAAGCUCGUGCGGUACGAGUGGGACGACGAGCGCGACCCGCCCGCGCACCUCCUUGCGCUCCUCCGGCGCCACAAGACCGAGAAGCCGCCAGAGGCUGGCGACGACGGAACGCACGGCAACGGCAACGGCAACCACAACGCGGAGACGAUGCGCCAUCCACUCAUCACCCCACCACCACCAGCAGCAACAGCAGCAGCAGGUCGCCGCAAGGACGACGACGGCGACGAAGAGAACCCCAGGCCGCGCCCCCAAGCGGCCGCGAAGGCUCCCGUUUCCGUCUCAGCGACUUCUCCCGCCGACCUCGAACAGAUCGGCAUCAAGCUGACGCCCAGCUGGACGGCGUCGUUCUCGGACAUGGGCCUGGAGAAAGGGCGGCUCUUCGUGAGCCGCCUCACGCUUGCGCCGCUGUCGCUGAGCGACGCGCGGGCGGCCUGCCUCGUGAACAUGGCGGCGCUGGAGGUCUGCUGCGCGUCCAGGUUCGGGGACCGGGCCGGCGCGGCCGCCGUCUGCUCCUACCUCGCGCUGCUCGCGUUCCUCAUGGCCGGGCCGGAGGACGUGCGCAGGCUGCGGGCCCUGGGACUCCUUCACGGGCCCCGCGGCGACGGCGACACGCUCGCCUUCUUCAGCGCCGCCGCCGAGCACCUCCCCAGCUACGGCAAGCGGUUCGCGCUCCUCAUGGCGGAGGUCCAGGAGUACAAGCGGACGAGGCGCGUCAGGACCGCGCUGUACAGAUGGGUUCACAACCACCUGGCCACCGUCGUCAAGGUCGUGUCUAUCAUUGCUAUGCUCGUUGGCCUCUACCAGGGUCUCAUCUUCCUCACGCGGAACAGCUAGCACAAGAAAGAUAAUAGAGCAUGAGCAGGACGACGACCUAAACGUACUCUAAUCUAAUCAUGGCUCAUGUAAUUUACCACGAUGGCAGUCGUCGUCGGCCUCAUUAUUAAUGGCCAUGUCGUCUAAUUUCGUGCCCGUUUGGGAGGGCUCCCGAGCAGCUCUAGCUCCGGCUCUUUGCGGGAGCCCUCCCAAACGACAUCAGGAAAACGGCUCCAUAUACGGAGCGAGAGCCGGUUUACUGGUAUGGAGCCGGAGCCAAAAAACUGGCUCUGUACGGCUCCGCUCCUUCGCUCCCACGCGCAGACCUCUGUACUAGGCGCAGUUUGUC